GAGAGGUGACCGCACCGAGCGUACAGAGGAGAGCGGUUACAAUGCGCGGGAUGACGCGCGGAUAGAGGAGAGGAUCCGCAGGUUUGGAGGGCGGUGGGGGGGCACAGAGAGGGGAGAGACGCGACAGCGAACGACGCUCACACACGCAGCCCGAAACGACGUGCGAUGGAGGACCUGGGCGAGAUGGACUGCCCGGUGCUGAAGCGGCUCCUGAAGGACGACAGCGCCAAGUGCCUGCUGCUGGACUGCCGCUCCUUCCUCGCCUUCAGCGCGGGGCACAUCCGCGGCGCCGUCAACGCCCGCUGUAACACCAUCGUCCGCCGCAGGGCCAAGGGCUCCGCGCUGAGUCUGGACCAGAUCCUGGCCGGAGACGAGGAGGUCCGGGGCCGCCUGCGCUCCGGGAUGUACUCCGCCGCGGUGCUGUACGAUGAGAGGACGCCGGACUCGGAGACGGUGAAGGAGGACAGCACUCUGACUCUGGUGCUCAACGCGCUGUGCAGGGACUCCUCCGGAACACACAUAUACCUGCUGAAAGGUGGCUAUGACAGGUUUUUCUCAGAGUACCCAGAGUAUUGUUUGAAGACCAAGUCCUUACCGCCGCUCACCAGCCAGUCCAGCAUCGACUCUGCAUGCUCGUCCUGUGGGACGCCACACCACGACCAGGGCGGCCCGGUUGAGAUCCUCCCGUUCCUUUACCUUGGCAGCGCCCUCCACGCCUCCAAGAAAGAGGUUUUGGACAGCAUAGGAAUCUCCGCCCUGCUGAACGUGUCCGCAGACUGUCCCAACCACUUCGAAGGGGCGUAUCAGUACAAGUGUAUCCCUGUGGAGGACAACCAUAAAGAAGACAUCAGCUGCUGGUUCCUGGAGGCCAUUGAGUUCAUAGAUUCAGUUCGGGACUCCAGUGGGCGAGUGCUGGUCCAUUGUCAAGCAGGCAUCUCCCGCUCCGCCACCAUCUGCCUGGCCUACCUCAUGAAGAGGAAGCGGGUGCGCCUGGACGAAGCCUUCGAGUUUGUUCGCCGGCGCCGCAGCAUCAUCUCCCCCAACUUCAGCUUCAUGGGCCAGCUGCUGCAGUUCGAGUCGCAGCUCCUCGCCACCUCGUGCGCCGCCGAGGCGGCCGCCACAGCGAGCCCGCUGCUCGGACCCAAGUCCUCGACGACCACCACCUCGACGUCAGCCACGCCCACCUCUCCGUUCAUUUUCAACUUCCCCGUUUCUGUGGUGAACUCCGCCUACCUGCACCACAGCCCGAUCACGACUUCCCCUGGCUGCUGAUGGAUAGUCACAGCUUCCCCCCCGACAAACUAACUGAGCACAGACUGGGCUGCCAUUGGCUGGAGGGGCUGUCGGCCUUAAUGACCGCUGCACAUGCUUCCAAGGCGGGGAGGGGAGAAGCGUCACGGUGCCUGAUUCAAAACUCAGACUGAAAAAAAAAAAACUAAACUUUUUACAGUUAAGAAACCAGCCAACGCUCCUUCAAUUUUAACGAGAGAUUUCUUCAAAUCGACCAAAAAUGAACUGGCUUUGGUCUCGGGCUCGAGCUCGGACGGAGUGUUGGACUGACAGGAAACACCCUCCUCCUUCAUCAACAACAGCAACAUGCACAGAGGCACACUGACACAGAGAGGCAUGAGCAGCAGCGAACACACACACACACACACACACACGCUCUCUCCGCCUCGCACACACACAUUCAUGACCACCGACUGAAUAAGCUCAGUAUGAAGACAGGGUCUGUUGCUAUGGAGACAACAGGUCUUUAGGAGAGGAGAUGGACACAGGAAGGAAGGAGGAAUUUUAAGCACCCGCUCUUUCCCCUUCGGGUGUCCCUCCUGUUGCCGGACAAAAGAGAUGGAUGGAAAUAAGAGGGGAGGAGACGGUGAUAGAAAGCAGGAGGCUCUUCAGUGACAGGUGCUCUGCCGGGGAUCCGACCGGAGCUUCCUGUCUUUCAUACGUCCUCUUCCUCCCUCUGUCUCUCCCCCACACCUUCCUCUCCUCUCAUCUCCUUUUCAUCCUUUUAUAUUCUCUCCCUCCCUCCUCCUCCUCCGCCUCCCCUUCUCAUGUCUGCCUCUCAUCUUCACCCCAUCCACCCCCUCUCCUCUGCUCCUCAUCUCCUCACUGAAGAGAGGCUAAAUAAAUAAAAUAAGAUGCCAAAUAAAGGCCAGGGCCCUCGUAAAUGGACUGGGAAACCCCACUGCGGGCCCCUGAUACGCUCUGUAGGAAGCCCCUAGCGCUACCCUUCACAAAAUAGUUGUUUUGGAUCAGAGGGUAAACUUUUCUAGCACAGUGGCUCUGGAAGACAGCCACUUAAAGGACCAUGGUGGUGGUUUUGCAUGUUUUAAUUCAUUAUGAAUAAUCCAAUCUUUGUUGUUAACCAUUUUUUCAAAACACACAGAACUUGUGGUUUCAGUUCUGUUCUUCAAGUUUAUUUUCAUAGUGCGCUCAAAUGAACUGAGAACACUGGCUCCUACGGGAUUGGAAAAUUGAAUUUUUUUUUUUUUUUUUUUAGCUAACGGGCUAAAAUGUGCAUCACCAGCUCAUGGUCCUUUAAGAUGUUUGUGCCUUGCUCACCCGUAAAGGUGUCCCAUGGAUUCGGGCGUUGCCUGUGGAAUGAUUUGUUUUUUAUAAAGCUGCCAGAAAGCAGAUUGCUGAAUGUUAGUCAGAGUUGGAGAAAAAAAAAAAAGUCAGCAUCUCAGCGUAGACUCUUAUUCCACAACGUCAAAAGAGCAAAAGCUUCUCUCUUCAUCUCUGCUCAUGCACACUCACUGUUGGACACAAACGUAUAAUAUGCUGUAUUUGAGUCGGUGGAAGUUCCACCUUUGAAAUGGCAAAUUUUCAUGCUGACUAAACAGUGAACAUGGACAUUUAAACAGUAAACUAAAAUACUCAGAAGUUGACAUUUUUAGGUGCAGUAUUUUCUCGCAUGUAUCCGCCGAUGAUCCGCCUGCCGUGGCUGGAUUUUCAGACGGGACAUCCGAACAUGGGUGUUUUACUGUCUGCCUACCAAACAUCAGGGACCCUCAGUGCUGUUCCCUGUGAGGGGAAUCCAGGUUGAAAUAAAACACAAUCAUCUAUUGCUUCAUUUUUUAAAAAUCCACUGACAAAAGAAGUGAUGGAGACAAAGAGAAGAAAGCUUUUGUGCUUUGAGGCCAUAAUCCAAUAACAGGAAGUUGUCCUUACAAUUCUGUUCAUUCAGCGUAUGUCUGAGUCCUUGUGCACACACAACGCAACCACAACUCUUCCCCGUUUCUAAAGGUUGUCCACAGUCCUCUCCGUAGCACUUUGAAGUCACGCAAUACUGUGCUCAUGUCAAAGCCUCAUAAAACCACAGUUUGAGACAAUGUUUGUACUGCUUCUGCUUUUGACCAGGCUAAAGCUCUACACUCUGUGCUAGACGUCCAAAGGCACAAAGUCCAACCAUGGUUUGCUUUUACAUCCGGGUCCUGAAGUACACACACACACAACACACUCCUACACGGUUUCAAAGAAAACAACCCGCUCUCUGUUUUUGAAGAUUGUCGGCACCUAUCUCUGUAGCACUUUGAAGUGAUGCAAUACUGUAUUUAUAAUUUCUGAUUGAUUUGUACAUCACGGUGAUGGUAGAGUGACUAGACUUUACAUGAAAACCCUUUGUCCACGUAGAGCGAGACAGAGAGAGAGAGAGAAGAGAGCCAAUCAUUGACAAAAACGCAAUACUUUGUACAUGUCUGUGUGGUACCUGUCUGUCUGUCUGUCUGUAUUAGUCCAUCCAUCUAGACUGUCUGUCUGUCUGGUCAAUGCUGUUUAACGCAUCAUGGCAAUAUCAACCCUCCACUUGGACAUUUAUAUAUAUAAAAAAAAUCCUUCCCCUCAAUUUUAUUGUGGAAUGAAUGAUUUGUGCAUUUAUUUAUUAAUGAGGAGCCACUGUUGAAUAAACA
This is a messenger RNA of Chelmon rostratus (copperband butterflyfish), 3914 nucleotides long. RefSeq names its product dual specificity phosphatase 4 (gene dusp4). Gene Ontology annotation, molecular function: MAP kinase tyrosine/serine/threonine phosphatase activity; protein tyrosine/threonine phosphatase activity. NCBI's taxonomy places the organism in Eukaryota, Metazoa, Chordata, Actinopteri, Chaetodontiformes, Chaetodontidae. The coding region runs from base 166 to 1272 and encodes 368 amino acids. The record is from RefSeq and is a predicted model, not a curated record. Gene Ontology annotation, cellular component: nucleus; cytoplasm. The transcript has 4 exons. Gene Ontology annotation, biological process: protein dephosphorylation; negative regulation of MAPK cascade; endoderm formation.